This is a messenger RNA of Babesia bigemina, 1269 nucleotides long. RefSeq names its product RNA recognition motif. (a.k.a. RRM, RBD, or RNP) domain containing protein, putative. Bases 1 to 1269 code for a protein of 422 amino acids. The transcript has 5 exons. NCBI's taxonomy places the organism in Eukaryota, Apicomplexa, Aconoidasida, Piroplasmida, Babesiidae. The record is from RefSeq and is a predicted model, not a curated record. Gene Ontology annotation, molecular function: RNA binding.
AUGGCUGCAAGGAAAACAUUGAAGGCUACUGUGCCCAAAAAACCUAAAGCAGCCGCAGUGAAGAAAACGGGAGAGAAGACAAUAAAAAAGGCGCCAUUUGCAGAAUCUAGGACACCAAGGGUAGUUAAGCAAGACAUGUGUAAGGAUAAUCAGCCAACCGAUAACCCAGAACUCGAACUGCAGUCUGAGGCAUCCAAUGACUCUGCUGCUGCUCUUGUCGGUGAAAAACACGCGUGUGCCGAUAUGAAUAGAGUCCAGGAAAUUAUCACCGAUGACGUAACUCCACAACUGGAGAGCUGCACUGUUGCAGGGGAAGAUAAUUGCGCAGCUGUAGAAAUGGAUGAAGAGCAGGCAAUUUCGCCUCUGGAUGAUCAGCAGAACCAACAGGCUGAUGAAAACGAUGUGCAAUAUGAAGAAGAAAAGAUUGCGGCAUUCAGAUUAUUCGUUUCGAAAUUGGCGUACGAAGCUACGAGAGAAGACCUGGAAGACUAUUUUAGCCAGUUUGGCGUGUUAAUCGACAUUCACAUACCGCGACAACCGGGCAACCCAGCACUUAAUAAAGGAUAUGGUUUCGUUUCCUUCGAAAACGAGGGUGAUUUAUUAAAGGUUCUAGAGGCACCAUCUCAUGUUAUACUUGGCAGGGAUGUCAUGAUAGAUAGGGCUACGGGGCAAAAAUAUCACAGCAGCACCAAAGCAAUGGACGACACUAGCACACGGUACAGAGAUAUUUAUCCCAGAUAUAAGCGCCAAUAUGAUGAAAAGGACUUGCGUUUGGACAGAUAUUACAGAAAGGAGAGAGAAGAUCAUUAUAGGUACUCUUACUAUGGCAGCGAUCGUGGCAGCUAUGCUAGCCCAGUCAGCUACUCUAGGACUUAUUCCGGUUUCGACCCACACAAACCCGUGAGCUACGUUUUUUCAGGGUCCUCCAAGCCAGAACAUUACGGAGACAUAGAGUACGACAAUCGCUACAACACCAGGGCAUCCUUGCCUCCGAAAACGAGGCCUCGUACGGUCCCGAAAUUAUUUAUUGGUAGAUUAGGGCCGGAGACUACAGUAGGAACAAUGAGGAAUUACUUUUCUCAGUUUGGCGAGAUUGCUGACGCUUACAUUCCGCGCGACUCGUACACUCAAAAAAGUAAAGGCUUUGGGUUUUUAACGUUUGCUCAUAAGGACGCAUUGCACGCCGUGAUGGAGCCAAAUGCCAAACACUACAUUGAUGGUAAGGAAGUCGUGGUGGAUUAUGCCGAUACUUCCACCCGCCGGAAUUGA